AUGACUCCUACCUCCAGUGUCCAUAGGGUUAGUGACACAAUUGUUAGGCUUUUCACCCAAGAAUUCUUCACCUUUUGCUCAACCCAGUCUGGGUCUAUUUUGGUUUUUGCAUUGAUGUUCCUUAGAAUGGAGCCAGUUCCGCAACGUCUAGCCGGACUCAUUCUGCUGGCGCUGUGUGUGGCGGGCUGCUCUGGCCAGCACUGGUCCUACGGGCUGCGCCCUGGAGGGAAAAGAAAUGCAGAAAACCUGAUUAAUUCCUUCCGAGAGAGAACCAAAGAGGCUGAUCCAGUAGCAGAACCUCAGCGCUUCGAGUGCACCCUUCUCCAGCCACGGCCCGUCCGCAGCGUCCGCAGCGAGCUGCGAGGAGCGCGAGGAGCGCGGGAAAGUCUGAUUGAAGAGGAAACUGGGCAGAAGAAGAUUUAAAUCUAUUGGUCCGGAAGGAAUGGCAACACUUAAGUAUAAUUCUGAUUUUGAAAUUUGUGACCCAUUUAAUAUCUGUAAAUUGUGUGAAUUUCAGAAAUUCUUAU
Messenger RNA from Molossus molossus (Pallas's mastiff bat), 527 nucleotides. It is a transcript of the gene GNRH1, whose product is annotated as gonadotropin releasing hormone 1. The record is from RefSeq and is a predicted model, not a curated record. Lineage: Eukaryota; Metazoa; Chordata; Mammalia; Chiroptera; Molossidae. Gene Ontology annotation, biological process: multicellular organism development. Gene Ontology annotation, molecular function: gonadotropin hormone-releasing hormone activity. Gene Ontology annotation, cellular component: extracellular region. The transcript is spliced from 3 exons. The coding region runs from base 1 to 423 and encodes 140 amino acids.